Messenger RNA from Orussus abietinus, 2053 nucleotides. It is a transcript of the gene Nup62, whose product is annotated as nuclear pore glycoprotein p62. The transcript has 5 exons. NCBI's taxonomy places the organism in Eukaryota, Metazoa, Arthropoda, Insecta, Hymenoptera, Orussidae. Gene Ontology annotation, biological process: RNA export from nucleus; protein import into nucleus. The coding region runs from base 371 to 1816 and encodes 481 amino acids. The record is from RefSeq and is a predicted model, not a curated record. Gene Ontology annotation, molecular function: phospholipid binding; structural constituent of nuclear pore. Gene Ontology annotation, cellular component: nuclear pore central transport channel; nuclear pore.
UUGGGGGCAGAUGGCGACACUCCUCCGGUUCCCGCCAACCGAGCUUCAGAGGAGCGAAUUCCUGGAUCGGAUAGUUUCCACAGCUCGUCAUUUUGAUUGAAUUUCGCUCGAUGCUCCGACCGUCCGAAAGCGAAAAGUGAAUCAGUGAAAUACUAGAACAUACAACCACGUUUAAGGGGAACAAACUCAACAGGACGUAUAGCCCCGUUAGUAAAUAAGUUGGCAUUAAUAGAAUCUGCGCGAUGAAGAUUCUAGGGCCAUAACCAAUAACCAACCAACCAAUCAUAUAGACAUCUAACCUUAAAGAGACUGCGUAAAAGAGCGAAAAUCAUUUUGAGAUUGUUAUAUUGAUCAACUAAAAUUAGAAAAAAUGAGUUUCGCGUUUGACGCAUCGAAGGCACAACCCAACGCACUGCCUGCCACUACCACUGGAGGAACGCAAGGAUUUUCUCUCAGUGGUAGCGCAGGUGCAGGAGAUGCCAGUAAACCUCCAUCGACAGGAUUUACUCUGAUGUCUUCGCAAUCUCAGGGUAAACCUGGAGGAAUGUUCCCUUCUGGCUUUGGUAGUACGCAAACAGGGUUUGGGUUCGGCAGUCCAGCGACUACUGCGGCCAUAAGCUUUGGCUCGUCUCUCGGAACCGUGGCUGCUGCACCGGCAGCGAAUGCGGCGACUCCUUCUUCUGGUGCUAACAUCAGCUUUGGAUUAUCGACGCCUGCAACGGGCACUGGAUUUUCACUAGGCGGUGCUCCUGCAACUACCGGUGCCACAGGAUUUAAUUUAGGAGGAACCGCCACGAAUACUUCAGGUUUAUCCUUUGGAGCACCACUUACCACCACAGCUUCCUCAGGAUUCAGUUUAGAUACUGGGACAACCUCAACCACUACCGGCUUCCAAUUGGGAAAUACUACCCUUCCCACCUCUGCCGCUCCUGGAAACACUACGACGACAGCAGCUCCUGGAUUCGGUGUCACGCCUAGCGUGGCAGCCACUCCAGCUGCAGCGACGUUUAAUGUCAGUGUUCCGACUGUUACAACUUCGACUACUGGGUUUUCCUUUGGGACGGUCGCUAACUCAGCAACACCUGGCAUUGGUCUGUCAACUACCUCGGCCUCGAGUGGAUUCAUGGUGGGAAAACCAACGACCACUGCAGCUCCUGCUAUAACUACAACAACUUCUGCAAUACAGCCCACCUUGACCUCAUUUACUACGGUCAGCUCAGCGACAGGAAACGAUCAAACAGCUGCCAUAAACUUUUGUCAAUUGGAAGAAUCGAUCAACAAAUGGACUUUGGAAUUAGAAGAGCAAGAAAAAGCGUUUGUUAAUCAAGCAACGCAAGUCAAUGCCUGGGAUAAACUCCUCAUAGCCAAUGGUGAGAAGAUCGUUUCCUUGAAUCAGGAAGUUGAAAGAGUGAAACUGGAGCAACAGCAACUAGAACAUGAACUAGAUUAUGUGGUUGGUCAACAAAAAGAACUUCAGGAUUGCCUAGUACCCCUUGAAAAGGAGCUUGCAUCUCUCUCCGUCUCAGACCCAGAACGAGAAUACACUUAUCGUUUGGCCGAGAAUUUGGACACGCAGUUGAAGCAAAUGUCGGAGGAUCUGAAAGAAAUCAUCGAACACCUCAACGAAGCGAAUCGUUCUCAAGAUGCGAGCGAUCCAAUCGUUCAAAUAGGAAAAAUUUUAAAUGCUCAUAUGAACAGCCUUCAGUGGUUGGAUCAGCGCACGACCCUCCUGACUCAAAAAAUACAACAAAUCGAUCAAAUGCAUCAAAAUUUCAGGCAAGAAAACGAACGAAGCUUCAAUCUUGCUUACAAUUAGCAUACCGAAAACCCUCCUUACGUUUGACAUUUUUAUUUACUUUUAUUGGUUACAAUAGAUUAAGUUGUUCCAACGGAGUGAAAAACAGUGUUACUAAAAAAUCUGGCAACUCAUGCAUUGCUUACCCUUAGACUCUAUUAAGUUAUUUGUUUCUCUGAGAUCACAGUAACCACAAUCGCCAUAUAUAAAUUAAUUGAAAAUGAUGUACAAAUUUACAAGAAAGUUACUUUUUGAAUA